UACUUAUAUGUAAUAAACAUCGAAGGGGUGUAAAAUCAAGGCCACAUAGUAAUAUGGAUCGAGUGUGUCUUAGCAUUUUGAAUAUUUCUAAAGGGACAAGCUAAAAAUCGAUCAAGCUAAGUCAAACCCAAGUUGCCUUGAUGCCAUCUUGAUAAGUGAACUGAAUGUGUCAUUAUAGUCUAUAAACUCUAUAAUGAUCGAUGGAUCUACAAAUAUACGUUGUGGUGGAAAGAUUGAAUCGGCUGCAGAACGAGGAAACAACGUCAGAAAUUAGGUUACGCGAGGACUUGGAGGAAGCAACUAAACUACUAUUGACACUCAAAUCAAAGCUAAAUAAAAAUCCAAAGCAGGACGACCAUGAUGCCAUUAGUGAGCUGGUCACAAGGAUUGACCAAGUUUCUUGUGAAAUAGAGGACGCCAUUAAUGAAGAUCAUCGUGCAAUUAUUGGAAUCAUCUGUAAUAAUGGCAUCAAAAUAAGAGGACUAUCAUGUUUGGGUUUAUCAUCAUGCAGUAGCUGGCGCCGCCGGAGAGAACAUGAUCCACAUGCGGCUGGUACCAUCAAGCAGAAAUUCAAACAAUUACGAGAGUACUAUCAAGAGAUCCUUUGUCAUCAUCGCGAUUAUCCUAUACUAUUACAUAAGAAGGAUCAAGAGGUCAACGCACCAGUACUGCUCAAAGAAGCCAUUGGGCUCGAUGAACACUUGGAAAGACAGGUAAUCCAACAGCUUAUUACCAUCAAUAAUGACGACAACAACAACAUGCAAGUUGUUUCGCUGUGUGGAAUUGGCGGAGUGGGGAAGACCACUCUAGCACGACAAGUAUUCAACAGUGAUGCUGAGAUCUCAUUUGAAUUUUUCAACAUAAUCUGGGUCAAUGUAUCUCCCAGUUUUAAUAUUAGAGACAUACUUGUGCAAAUUCUUCGUUAUUUUACAAGAGCAGCAGAUAAAUUUGCCAGCGAAAGGGAAGACACGUUGGCUAAAAUAAUUACAGAUUAUGUUAGCAACGGUGGAAGAUGCUUAAUAAUCUUGGAUGAUGUAUGGUCAACUCAAGUUUUAGAUGAUCUCCUGCAUCGCCUUCGAAUCCUACCCUUUCACCAUAAAGCUCACAGGGUAUUGGUCACAACGCGGAAGAGACAAGUAGCUGAGUAUGGUAUACCCAAGCCAUUCAUCUUCACUGUGCGUGGACUCACUGAAAAUGGCUCAUGGGAGUUGUUCAUGGAUUCAUACCGCAGACACAGUGGAGGAGAUGAGGUGAUUAGAGCAGACAUGGAAGAGGUAAGUAGAAAAAUGGUGAAACGCUGUGGAGGGCACCCAGUAGCCAUCAUCAAGCUGGCUCAAGUUUUGGCAGGCAGAGAGAGCCUGAAUGAAUGGAAUACAGUGCAUCAACACUUAAUGUCAAUUCUCAAUGACAGUGUAUUGCAGCAAAUCUUAACUCCAAGCUUUGAUGACUUGCCAGAUCACCUUAAACUUUGUUUUCUUUACUUGGGACUUUGGCCUGAAGAUUCAGUGAUAGAUGUGGAGAAAUUAUAUCACUUUUGGAUAGUUGAUGGAUUAGUGAAGCUGCAAGACAUGAGAGAAGGAGGAGGAUCGUUAGAUAUUGCAGAACGAUAUCUAACUGAACUCGAAAAAAUGGGUAUGAUUGAAGUGGAAGAAGAGGAUGUUCCAACUGUUACACGGCUCAAAUCUUGCCGCCUUCACAAAAUGAUGCGGCUACUAAGCAUAUCAAAGGGUAAAGAGAUCAACUUCAGCCAAUAUUUGGGUUCGGAUUCCUCCCCCUCCUCCUCCUCAUCAUCAUCAAGAAAGAGAGUACGACGAUUGUCCCUGUGUCUAGAAAGGCAAGAGGAUACGGCCAGCGCCAUUGAUCUGAUCACCAAAAAUAAGCAUCUUCACAGCCUACAUAUCCUUGACCCACACAAACAGCAAGUUAGGAAACCUGUAAAAAUAUUGCCUUUUGAUGUCGAGGAGCUAAAGCUACUAAGACUUCUUGAUUUUGACGGGGUUGACUUUGGAUCAUAUGACGAUAAGUUAUCAGGUGAUGAUCAGAAAAAGAAUUCUGGUUUAGUACUCCAAGGGUUAUCCAAGCUAGUCCAUUUGAAGUAUCUGAGUUUCAAAAGAUGUUUUCUGGACGAAUACUUAUCGUUGCCCAUCACUUCUAACUUGCAAAUACUUGACUUGCGAGUGGAUGAUUUGAUUAACGAGGUGAUUCUGCCAAAUGUUUUGCGGAAUAUGAGAAGAAUGAAACAUCUAUAUCUUCCACGUGUGUUUAAAACACAGGACGGAGAAAAGUUGAGGCUUGAUGGCAUGAAAGAGCUUGAGACCCUUGAAAACUUCAUCACAAAGGUGUGCAAUGUUGCUGAUCUGCAAACAAUGAACAAACUCCAUAGCGUAGCCGUGAAGGUUGACGGUGAUUUCCCUGACCUGCAGUUCAUCAACCAGCAUCUGAAAAAACCUUCAAACGGACAGAUUCAGCUGUCUAUAGAUAUCAGAAAUUUUGAUUGCUUUGUUGAUCAGAGGCAUUCACUUAUCAGGGAAGUACUGGAAUACUCGGGUGUCCGAAUCUUUUCCAUUGAAGGACAUAUCAAUGAGCUUCCCUCCAGAUACAACAUCUCCCAAGGUUUAACAAAGAUAGUCCUGAUUGGCUCUGAACUUGAGAAAGAUCCUAUGCAAAAGCUAUUUAAGCUUCCCAAGUUACGUGUUCUAGUCCUCGAUGAUAAUGCCUUUGAAGGCACGAAUAUGGUCAGUCCUGCUUCGGGUUUUACUCAACUCAGGCAUUUGGAACUCUUGAAUUUGAAGUUUCUGGAGAGUUGGACUAUAGAAAACAAUUCUAUGCCCAAACUUUCUAACAUGAAAAUAGAAAAUUGCAACAAAUUGAAGGUCCCUGACGGCCUCAAAUCCCUCACUGCUCUUAAAGAGUUGGAGAUUGCAAAGAUGCCCACAAAGUUUGUACAUUUGCUCCGCAAGAUGGAUCCAACGCAAGGAGAAGGCGCAUCCUUAGUAAAUUAUGAGAAGAUCACUUUUCCGAUAAGUCAUGAGAUAACCAGAUCAGAAGAUGCAGAUAAAGCCGAAGCAUCCUCAUCUGCUUUGCAAAUAAAUUAACAUCCUGUUUGUUUAACGUUUGGGAACCUAUCACUGCUGAGACGGUGGUAGAGAUUUGAAGUUGUUUCUUGCUGAUUCAUUUUGGUUUUCUGUGUUGAACUUGAGAAUAUCAUGUUCUGUUGCUCUAUUGUUAUACGAACAAUUUGACUCGUUUACUGUCACACCCCCGUUUUUCACCGCAUCCGACCCCGCUAGGGAGUUGGUUUUGGAGAAAAUGGGUUUUUCCAAUUAAAGUGACGUUUUGAAAAGGGAUUACUUUA
This is a messenger RNA of Capsicum annuum, 3355 nucleotides long. Its product is annotated as probable disease resistance RPP8-like protein 2. The coding region runs from base 201 to 3095 and encodes 964 amino acids. Lineage: Eukaryota; Viridiplantae; Streptophyta; Magnoliopsida; Solanales; Solanaceae. The transcript has 3 exons. Gene Ontology annotation, biological process: defense response to other organism. The record is from RefSeq and is a predicted model, not a curated record. Gene Ontology annotation, molecular function: ADP binding.